AUGGCGCAAAUGAACAAGCAAGAAGAAAUCGACACUGAGAUAGUCGAUGAACACGACAUUAAAUCACAAGAUGGUUCAGAACUUGCGGUGGAAGGCAGGGCUAGUGUGCCAAGCAUCAAAAGUUUUGACCCUGUCUAUCCGUUCAAAAGGCAAUUCGUUUCUAGUCAGCAACCUUCCAACGCCACUUCCCCUCGAAUUGAUCUUGAAUAUUCGAAUUACGGUGAAGAAUCUUACACACAAACGGUAGAACCUCCGAGAACUCAAGAGAAAAAAUUGGGCUUUUCGAGAGGGGCAAGAAUGGCUCGUUUCCAAUGGAUGGAAGAGGAGAAGAAACAAAUCGCUUUGGGAAUUCACAGCAGCGAAGAAAUUCCUACAAUUGUGGAGGCUAUUACAAAAGAAGUGAAGCGGCAGCGUCGAAAGGAACUUAAGUUACGCAAAAGAUUAGAAAUAAAGGCUGAAAGUCCGGAAGCAAAGAACAAACCCCAAUCAAUGGGGUUCACAAGUGCAUCUGGCGAUGGAGAUGAUGGCUUUUGA
This is a messenger RNA of Botrytis deweyae, 534 nucleotides long. RefSeq lists its product as uncharacterized. The record is from RefSeq and is a predicted model, not a curated record. The transcript has 2 exons. Bases 1 to 534 code for a protein of 177 amino acids. Lineage: Eukaryota; Fungi; Ascomycota; Leotiomycetes; Helotiales; Sclerotiniaceae.